Messenger RNA from Acromyrmex echinatior (Panamanian leafcutter ant), 2002 nucleotides. RefSeq lists its product as uncharacterized. Gene Ontology annotation, biological process: pyruvate import into mitochondria. NCBI's taxonomy places the organism in Eukaryota, Metazoa, Arthropoda, Insecta, Hymenoptera, Formicidae. The record is from RefSeq and is a predicted model, not a curated record. Gene Ontology annotation, cellular component: mitochondrial inner membrane.
GACAGGGACGUUGGCAAGUGGCGACUACUGCUGACUGCGGCGAAGUCGAGGGGAGCAACCACGCGAACGUUGCAACCAAUCCGCACACUUGGCGUUUCUCGGUCGUCGAAUGCGGAUGCUGUGAUCGCUGCCACUACUUGCCAUUAUUGCCGCGAUUGUGUGCGAUUUCUAAAUACACAUCGAGUCAUCCAUAAAGUCGACGACCGCCUCCCCAACACUAGCCAUGUCGGUGAUCUAUAAGAACUCGAUGAAUGUCAUCGGCAAGUUCGUGCCCGAGAAGCUGCAGCCUCUAUGGAAACAUCCAGCUGGUCCACAAACCAUUUUCUUCUGGGCACCGGCCUUCAAAUGGGGUCUCGUAAUCGCCGGUCUCGGUGACUUGCAGAGGCCAGCGAACAAAAUCUCCGUCAGCCAAUCUUGUGCCUUGGGCAUCACGGGGUUAAUCUGGACCAGAUACUCUUUAGUCAUCACCCCGAGGAACUGGAAUCUCUUUAGCGUAAACCUCUUCGUCGCGUUUACGGCUAUAUAUCAAAUAACGAGAGCCCUGAGGUAUCAGCGCCAGCAAGUAGCUUUGGAGGCAGCGAAGAUGAUUCCCUCAGAUUCAGCUCACUGACGAUAACUACAAGUAUAGAUGUACAUUCCUAGGAAUCAAAAAAAGGAAUACUUAAUUCUUCGCUACUUCGCGUUUCGUGAAACGUUUAUGUUACCAUUUAGCACAUCGGGACGAGUAGUAGUGAUGUUUAACGUAUUUGACCAAUAUGUUCAUCUUAAUGACGAACAAAAAACUGAAAAGAUAGAUCGGUGAUACAUAUAAUAUAUACAACUCGAAAUAUUUAAAAAUUACGAAGUUGUACAAUUACGUUUGAUCGAGCUCGUAGCACAAAUUCUUUAAUGAAACAAAUUGAUAUCGUCUUGAAUAACUCCAACGAACAUUCAAGGAUGCGAUCAGUCUCACUACAAAUGUUUUGAAUCAUUAAUUUAAUUGAUCAAUCAGAAGAAAGAAUUUUACUAAUUAAAGAAUUUAGAUUAAUUAAAGAAUACUUCAAAGCAUUGUAGCAUCGCGUUGAUCGUGUCUCAAAUUAAUUAAUAUCUGACUUUUCAAAUGUCUUUGCGAUAUCUAUUAGACGUUCAGUCGAAAAGAACAUAGCGAAUUUUACGUAAGGUCGAUUGACUUUUUUGGUGCCAAACUGUGAUAUAUAUAUGACGUACGAUAUGACAUUCAUUUUAGAUGCUGUACGACAAAUAUUGUACACUAGAUAGAUAAAAAGUACAACUACACAGGGCACAGAAGGAAUGGAGUUGAGAAUGAUCAGGUGUAACGGAUGGAUUUGACGCAUCGUAUGAAAUAUAUGGCAUGUUAUCAAUCCAUCGAUAACACCUGAUUGUACCUAUGUGUUUGAUCGUUGUGCACCACGUGCAUUCUACCUCGAGCCAUAACGAUGCUCACGAUGCGCUUCUGUAUAACAUAUCGACGUUACGUAAUAUAAAGUGUUAUAAAUAGUAAUAAUGUAAUCUUCUUACGGACUCUCUCAAAUUCAACAACAAAAAAUUCAAAGAAAUCAGGUCGAAUGAGAUACGCAAUCUUAAAUCUUUAUUCCAGCAAAUAGAAUCUUUAUUCCAAAAAAUAGGACAUAUUUAUUGGAAUAAAGAUUCUAUUUUUAUUACCACGCUCUCAUUCGCCUUGAUUUUUUUUAGAUUUUUUGUUGAUAAAGUGUUAUAUGUGUCAAUAUCGUAACAUUUUAAUGAAUAUUAUUGUAACUGCCUUGCCCCAAUCAAAGUUAAAAUAAAAUUACAAAUAUUUUUAAUGUCACUGCGUUGUGAAAUAAUAAACAAUCAACCGUACUCGAGGAUGACGUAAUUCCUGGAAAAUAAAAAUAUUUGACAUUGACUGUACAAGUGUUGGAUAAUAAUUCUCACGUUAUCGAGUAAUAAAAUGGCGUUUACAUUUGGCCUUUGAAACGGAGAACUCGAUGUCGUGCUUUAAUAAUAAGAAUAAUACGAAUAA